AUGGACGAUUCAGAAAUAGGAAAUAUUUUUCCUGAAGAUAAAUACUAUGAAGAAGAAGAUGAUGAUAAUGAUCAUUAACAUAAGUUAGAAGAUGGUAGAAAAAGCGAUAAGAUCAAAAAUAAUGAAGAAUCUGAAGAUGAAGAUGAUGACGAUGAAGAAAGCGAGGAUGGAAGUGAAAAUGAAGAUGGAUCUAAAAAGAAAAAGAAAAAAAAGAAGGCCAAUCUUCUUAAAGAAAAGAAAAAAACUAAAAGAAAAGUUGACAUAUUUAGAUUCAAGGCGGAUAUGCUUACAAAUUAAGAAAGAGGAAUUAAAUUUCUUUAUGAAAACAUAGAAAAAGCCAAAUUGUUUGAUAAAAAUGAAAAAGGAAUUUUUGAUGAGCUUAAAGCUCUUGAUAAAUUAGUUAACUACUAUAAAGGUUGGCAUUUCCACUUUAUGCCUAAAUACAGCUACUAAUAUUUUUUAGAUAGAUGCACUGAAUUUGGUAAAACAAGUCUUAUUAAAACAUAUAUGAACAACGUUAGAAGGAUACAUAAAGGUGAACUUUAAUGGAAAGAUUUAGUAGAUUAAGUAGAAAACGAGAAUUAAUAAAAUGAAAAUGAUCCAAAUAAUCCAAAAGAAGCAGCAGCAUCAAUAAAUUAAAAUUCUGGUUCUAAUGCAUAACCAAAAAACAAAAACAAUAAUAAUUAAAGCGUACUGAAUGAUACUAACUUAUCAAGAACUUUAGAUUCUAAUAUUAUUCCUAAGAAUAUAAAGGAUAUGUAUCUACCUUCUAAUAAACUACCUAAAAACAACAGUAAAGUUUAUGAAUCAUCUUAUGCUAGGUCAAAUGACGUUUCUAGAAAUCCAAUUUAAUCUCAAUAAUCACAAGAUAACUCUUAUUUAGAUAAAAAUAGCUUAUCUUAAAGCUAAAUUAAAAAAAAAAAUUCAUUAACCAAAGAUCGCUCUAUCCAAGAAUAUUAAGAAGAUGAAGAAUUAAAUAAAAUAUAAGAGUAUGAUGAUGAACUCAGAAUUCUAUAGGAAGAAAUAGAAAAAUAGUAAAAAAUAUUAGAAGAGCUAGAUUAAUAAAAUCAAAAUGAUGAAUCUGAUGAUAUGGAUGAUAUCAAAAUUAAAAGGAAAAAGGAUGAUGAUGAUGAUGAUUGA
This is a messenger RNA of Tetrahymena thermophila SB210, 1140 nucleotides long. Its product is annotated as replication fork protection component Swi3. The record is from RefSeq and is a predicted model, not a curated record. Lineage: Eukaryota; Ciliophora; Oligohymenophorea; Hymenostomatida; Tetrahymenidae. Gene Ontology annotation, cellular component: nucleus; replication fork protection complex. The transcript has 3 exons. Gene Ontology annotation, molecular function: DNA binding. Gene Ontology annotation, biological process: DNA damage response; replication fork arrest; DNA replication checkpoint signaling.